Messenger RNA from Anarrhichthys ocellatus (wolf-eel), 489 nucleotides. RefSeq names its product parkin coregulated gene protein homolog. Lineage: Eukaryota; Metazoa; Chordata; Actinopteri; Perciformes; Anarhichadidae. Gene Ontology annotation, molecular function: Hsp90 protein binding; Hsp70 protein binding. Bases 47 to 319 code for a protein of 90 amino acids. The record is from RefSeq and is a predicted model, not a curated record. The transcript is spliced from 3 exons.
AUGCUUUCAAGGGGAAGAGGCCCUGAACACGAAGAACCAUCAGGUGAUGUGCAUCAUGCUGAAAGUCCUGAAACAUCUGGUGGUGUCCGGUGACGACGUGGGAGAGGCUCUGGUGCCGUACUUCAGACAAAUCCUCCCCAUUUUCAGAAUCUUCAAGGAGAAGAACAACAUUGGAGAUGACGAGUACGGCGAGGGGGGAGAGAACAUCGGUCAACUGAUCGGUGAGACUCUGGAGCUGUUUGAGCGCCAGGGAGGAAGGGAUGCCUUCCUAAAAAUCAAAUACAUGGUGCCCACCUACCAGUCCUGCAUGACCAAAUGAGGAGGGGGAUUGUUGACUUUACUCCUUCUGUAUCUGCCUCCAACUGUUAUCUCAUCCCUUUCUGUAUCCUAGCCCUGACCCGAGUCCUCUGUUCCGCUCCACUUUGCCGAGCUCAAACCCGCUCCUCCUGCCUCUCUACUCUUUUAUAUAUAUACUGUAUAUUCUGUUCA